AUGGGAUUUCAAGAGGAUGGAGAAUACUUGACCCUGCCUGAAAAAGAUCCUCUUGAUGACUUGACUGAAAUUCAAGAUCAACUUAACAAUUUAGUAGACAAUAAAUCAAGUACAGAAAACAAUUCAGAAAGUAAUUCCACUGAGAAAAUACAACACUCCUCUCAUUUGCAGACGUCAUCACAGCAACAAUGUGAAAGCAAAACAGACAUUAACUUUCCAUCUAUAUCAACUGAAAAUUGUUCUCUGGAAGUGAGCAUGUUCUAUUCAUCCCUUGUGUCCACAAUAAAAAAUGUCCGACAAUAUGAGAACCCCGAACUUUUGCAAAAAGCACAGAACAUCAUUCCUGUUAAUAAACUAAGAGAAACAGCAAAAAUAAAAUUUAAUAUGCUUAAGAAUUCCCAGGAUGGAAUCAGUGAUCAAACCAGCAAUUUUAGUAUAGAAGACUGUCUUCUGAUUGGCUUACUUGAUUGGUUCAAAAACAAAUUUUUCAAAUGGGUUGAUAGUCCAAUAUGUACAUUCUGCCAGUGUAGUGAAGUUCAAAGAAAGGGAACAGAUAUUCCCCUCCCUGAAGAAGCCAAAUGGCAGACACGGAAUGUUGAGCUGUAUACAUGCACCUUAUGUGAUACAGUUGUGCGUUUCCCUCGUUACAAUCAUCCAGGAAAACUGUUGGAGACGCGUGAAGGACGAUGUGGGGAGUGGGCCAACUGUUUUACUCUCUGUUGCCGAGCAUUGGGUUUUGAAGCUCGCUUUGUUGUGAGCUGGAAGGAUCAUGUGUGGACGGAGGUAUUUUCCACAUCUCAAGAUCGAUGGUUGCACUGUGACCCCUGUGAGAAUGUUUGUGACAAGCCCCUGCUUUAUGAGUUGGGCUGGGGAGUGAAAAUCAAUUAUAUCAUUGCAUUUUCUGUUGAUGAAAUCCAGGAUGUGACAUGGCGAUACAGUUGCAAACAUCAUGAAGUGAAACAGAAUCGGACCAAAGUACAAGAAUCUUGGUUAAUAAGCACUCUUGAAAAUCUCCGAACAAUCCUGCAGCAGAAUCUUCCCCCCGAGAGAAAAGAUAAACUUGCUUCCAGACAAAUGAAAGAACUUGUUGAAUUCAUGAUGCCAAAGUCUGCAGAUUCUAAAGGAUUGAGUGGAAGAACUACAGGUUCUUUGGCCUGGCGACUUGGUCGAGGUGAGAUCCAAAAUCAUAUCCCAUAUAUUUUCAAACCAGACAAUAAAGAACAAGAAGUUAAGGCUCUCUGUGUCAACUACAGUUGCUCUAAAGACCUUUACAUUCGGGCAAAUGCUCAGAUUAAGGAAAUCAAACAUUGGACAUCAGCUGCCUUUUUGGUAAAGGAUAUUAUAAGAAAAGAAGAACAGGAUUGGAAAAUGGUUUAUCUUGCCAGGCAGGAAGGAACUGAUGAUGCUACUAUCAGUUGGAAAUUUGAUAUUUCAGAUUGUGACAUGACAAUCAGGCAACUGGAGGUAUUUGCAGAUAGCAAUACUUUUUCCACUGGAAAGAUUGUGUGGGAAGUUCAAGAGGAUAAAGGUGAUACACAUAUAUUAAAAGCUGGAGAAAAAUCGGUGUUGGACAGUGUCAAAGGUUGUAGAUGGGUUACACUGACAGCCAAAUUGAAUGGUGGUGAAGGAACAGUUGCUUGGCAACAUACACAAUUGUUUCGGCAAGAACUCCAAGGAACAGAAUUCCCUCUUCAAAUCACAAUACAUUUACAAAAUGCAUGA
Acanthosepion pharaonis is the source of this 1722-nucleotide messenger RNA. The record is from the annotation of a GenBank genome assembly. Lineage: Eukaryota; Metazoa; Mollusca; Cephalopoda; Sepiida; Sepiidae.